CAUUCUCACUGUUCCAAAGUUUCUUUUCAAUUUACUGGCAUGUUCCCUUGGUAGAACCCAGAAAAUCCAUAGCUAUUUGUAGCCAUGUUCAGCCCCAAUAUAUUUGAUACGAGUCCCAGUUUGUUCGAAAGUGAACUGACGGGGAGGAUGAGGAUCGACGAUGAUUGCGACACCAAAUCGGGUACUGAAAUGGAUGCACCUUCCCGAGAUGAUCAGGAUCCUAGCCAACGCCCCAAGAGGAAGCGUUAUCAUCGCCAUACUCAUCAUCAAAUCCAAGAGAUGGAAGCAUUCUUUAAAGAGUGCCCUCACCCAGAUGAUAAGCAAAGGAAGGAGCUCGGGUGCGAGUUAGGGUUAGAGCCUUUACAAGUCAAGUUUUGGUUCCAAAACAAACGCACCCAGAUGAAGGCUCAGCAUGAACGCCAUGAAAAUGCUGUGUUGAAAGCUGAGAACGAGAAGCUCCGUGCCGAGAACAAUAGAUACAAGGAUGCACUAAGCAAUGCUAAAUGCCCCAACUGUGAAGGACUAGCUGCUCUUGGAGAGAUGUCAUUUGAUGAGCAGCACUUGAGAAUUGAGAAUGCCCGGUUAAGAGAAGAGGUUGAUAGGAUAACUUGUUCAUCAGCUAAAUAUGUAGGGAAGCCUAUGAGUACUUCUUUUCCUCACCUUCCUGGUGGAGCUUUCAAUUUUGAAACACAAUCUGGGUUUGCAGGAGAGAUGUGUGGUGUUGCUGUUGGAGAUCUUUUGAGGUCAGUCAUUUGGCCUACUGAAACUGAUAAGCCUAUGAUUGUUGAGCUUGCAGUUGCUGCAAUGGAAGAACUGAUGAGAAUGGCUCGAUCUGGUGAACCUUUGUGGGUUCCUGGGGAGAAUUCUUUGGAUGCUUUGAAUGAAGAAGAAUACUUGAGGACUUUCACUAGGGGUAUUGGACCAAAGCCUUUGGGGUUGAGAUCUGAAGCUUCAAGGGAUUCUGCUGUUAUUAUUAUGAAUCAUGUUAACCUUGUUGAGAUUCUCAUGGAUGUGAAUCAAUGGUCUAGUGUGUUUUGCGGCAUUGUUUCAAGGGCUAUGACUUUAGAAGUCCUAUCAACCGGUGUAGCAGGAAACUACAAUGGAGCCUUGCAAGUGAUGACAGCUGAGUUUCAAGUUCCUUCACCACUCGUACCGACUCGGGAGAAUUAUUUUGUGAGGUACUGCAAGCAGCACAUCGACGGAACUUGGGCAGUGGUCGAUGUUUCCUUGGAUAAUUUACGACCGAGUCGGAUCUCCAAAUGUGGAAGAAGACCAUCGGGUUGUUUGAUCCAAGAAUUACCAAAUGGAUACUCAAAGGUUAUAUGGGUUGAACAUGUAGAAGUGGAUGAUAGAGCUGUCCACAACAUAUACAGACCAUUAGUCAAUUCUGGUUUAGCUUUUGGGGCAAACCGAUGGGUUGCUACAUUAGAUCGACAAUGCGAACGUCUUGCGAGUUCGAUGGCCAGUAACAUUCCGGCUGGGGAUCUAUGCGUUAUAACUAGUACAGAAGGAAGGAAGAGUAUGUUGAAGUUGGCAGAGAGGAUGGUGACUAGCUUUUGCACCGGAGUCGGUGCUUCAACAGCCCAUGCUUGGACAACUUUAUCAGCAACUGGUUCCGAUGAUGUGAGGGUAAUGACCAGGAAGAGUAUGGAUGAUCCAGGCAGGCCACUUGGUAUUGUUCUAAGUGCUGCAACUUCCUUCUGGAUCCCGGUUCCACCGAAGAGGGCUUUCGAUUUCCUUAGGGAUGAGAACUCUCGAAGCGAGUGGGAUAUCCUCUCAAAUGGUGGUGUAGUUGAAGAAAUGGCUCAUAUAGCUAAUGGACGUGACCCAGGCAACUGUGUCUCCUUACUGCGCGUAAAUAGUGGAAAUUCAAACCAAACCAACAUGUUAAUACUACAAGAGAGCUGCAGUGAUGCUACGGGAUCAUACGUGAUUUAUUCCCCGGUCGAUAUCGUUGCUAUGAACAUCGUCUUAGGCGGCGGGGAUCCUGAUUAUGUCGCGCUUCUACCGUCGGGUUUUGCAAUACUUCCUGACGGUCCGGGACUUAAUGGAGAAGGAAUUGUGGAAAUCGGCUCCGGCGGCUCCCUCCUCACCGUCGCAUUCCAGAUUCUAGUUGAUUCGAUCCCUACGGCAAAACUGUCUCUCGGAUCAGUGGCUACCAUCAAUAGUCUCAGUGGAAAGGAUCAAGGCGGCGGUCAUGUGUGAUAAUGCUUGACCGAGAAAUGGUGGUAGCCUCUGAUGAAAAGAAGUCAAGAACGCACCUUUCAUGAUCCUUGCAAGGGUAAAUAGCUUGGUUCGGGUAUUGACUUUGCCAAACAAGGAAACCACCAUUUUUUGUGACCUUAGUUAGGCUAAGUCUCUGAGACUAAUUUCUUUCCCUUUCCUUUUGGUUUCAUUUGUUUUAUGUUUGAACCUUUAGCUGGACUCACACCCGCCUUUGACAAACAUUUGUGGUUGGUUUAUGUUUUGGUAGCUUUGAAAUCAAUGAAUAGCCUUUGCUUUUAUUACA
This is a messenger RNA of Hibiscus syriacus, 2509 nucleotides long. Its product is annotated as homeobox-leucine zipper protein MERISTEM L1-like. The transcript has 9 exons. The record is from RefSeq and is a predicted model, not a curated record. Gene Ontology annotation, molecular function: lipid binding; DNA binding. Bases 85 to 2205 code for a protein of 706 amino acids. NCBI's taxonomy places the organism in Eukaryota, Viridiplantae, Streptophyta, Magnoliopsida, Malvales, Malvaceae.